CCGUGCGGAAGUCCACCGAGGAAGGGAGGCGUCUUCCUAGAGAGGCUGAGGACGAGAGGGGGCGGGUGAGCGCACUUCCGGAGGAGGAGGAGGAGGAGCAGAGGGCGAGUGAGGGAGACAAAGGAAGAAGAGAGCGGAGGAGUAUACCUCGCCCUUCUCGCUUCAAAGGGGACUCAGAGCGGCUUUACCGAACACACACACGGCAAACAUUCAGUGCCUGAUUCUACAAUUAAUAAGGACAGACAACAGAGACAGAGGUAACCUCUGGAUGAACCUUGUGAAGAACACAGACCUUUUUUAGGACUGAAAUGAACGUACACAGCACUGACAAGAACAAGAAAUAAGUUGCAGGAAUUAUAUUUCAAGCUACAUACCUGUGUAUUCAAGGAGGAAAGGGAGGAUUGUGCUGUAAGAAGAGGGGCUUGGUAAAGAGGAAAGAAGACUACAGCAAUCAAUACAAAGACUCAGAAGAGGAAAACUUGUCUGGUUCAGUAGUACAUAUCUGUCAACUUCUGGCAUAAUAUUUUAAUCAUAAACGUAAAAAAAUGGAAAAUCUCCAUUCCUUGUCAAAAUCACACACAGGGGAGAAACCACAUAAAUGCACGAAGUGUGAAAAGAGCUUCAUUCUUAGUGGACAUCUGCGUACACAUCAAAAGAUCCACACAGGGGAGAAGCCACAUAAAUGCAUGGAAUGUGGGAAGAGCUUCAGUCAGAGUGUACAUCUACAUAAUCAUCAAAAAACCCACACAGGGGAGAAGCCACAUAAAUGUAUGGCAUGUGGAAAGAGCUUCAGUCUCAGUGCCAGUCUGCAUUCCCAUCAAAGGAUCCACACAGGGGAGAAGCCACAUAAAUGCAUAGAAUGUGGAAAGAGCUUCAGUCAGAGUGGAAGCUUGCGUAUCCAUCAAAUGACCCACACAGGGGAGAAGCCACAUAAAUGCAUGGAAUGUGGGAAGAUCUUCAGUCAGAGUGGACAUCUGCGUACCCAUCAAAGGUCCCACACAGGGGAGAAGCCACAUAAAUGCUUGGAAUGUGGAAAGAGCUUCCGUGAGAGUGGAACGCUGCGCUCACAUCAAAGGAUGCACACAGGGGAGAAGCCACAUAAAUGCAUGGAAUGUGGAAAAAGUUUCAGUCAGAGUGGACAUCUGCAGUCCCAUCAAAGGACCCACACAGGAGAGAAGCCACAUAAGUGCAUGGAAUGUGGAAAGAGUUUCAGUCACAGUACAAGUUUUCGUAUCCAUCAAAGGAUCCAUACAGGAGAGAAGCCACAUAAAUGCAUGGAAUGUGGAAAGAGCUUCAGUCAGAGUGGACAUCUACGUUCCCAUCAAAGGAGCCACAAAGGGGAGAAGCCACAUAAAUGCAUGAAAUGCGGGAAGAGCUUCAGUGAGAGUGGACAUCUGCGUUCCCAUCAAAGGAUCCACACAGGAGAAAAGCCACAUAACUGCAUGGAAUGUGGAAAGAGCUUUAGUGAGAUUGCGAAUCUGCGUCUCCAUAAAAGGACCCACACAGGAGAGAAGCCAUAUAAUUGUGUGGAAUGUGGAAAGAGCUUCAGUUGGAGUGGACAACUGCAUAUCCAUCAAAGGACCCACACAGGAGAGAAGCCACAUAAAUGCAUGGAAUGUGGAAAGAGUUUCAGUUGGAGUGGACAACUGCAUAUCCAUCAAAGGACCCACACAGAGGAGAAACCACAUAAAUGCAUGGAAUGUGGAAAGAGCUUCAGUCAGAGUGGAAAUCUGCGUUCCCAUCAAAGGACCCACACAGGGGAGAAGCCACAUAACUGCUUGGAAUGUGGAAAGUGCUUCAGCCACAGUUCAAGUCUGCAUGCCCAUCAAAGGAUCCACACAGGGGAGAAGCCACAUAAAUGCAUGGAAUGUGGAAAGAGCUUCAGUGAGACUGCGAAUCUGCGUAGCCAUAAAAGGACCCACACAGGAGAGAAGCCACAUAAGUGCAUGGAAUGUGGAAAGAGCUUCAGUCACAAUGCGAGUCUGCACAUUCAUCAAAGGAGCCAUACAGGGGAGAAGCCACAUAAGUGCAUGGAAUGUGGAAAGAGCUUCAGUGAGAGUACGAAUCUGCGUCGCCAUAAAAGGACCCACACAGGAGAGAAGCCACAUAAGUGCAUGGAAUGUGGAAAGAGCUUCAGUCAGAGUGCACAUCUACGUUCCCAUCAAAGGACCCACACAGAAGAGUCACAAUGCAAGUCUGCAUAUCCAUGAAAGGACCCACACAGGAGAGAAGCCACAUAAAUGCAUGGACUCUGGAAAGAGCUGCACACAAGGUUCAGCAUGCAUUACACAUGAAAGAACUCACACACAGCUAGAUGACUCCUGCCUGCAUGUUUCCUAGUUCUACUAAAAAAAUUUCCCCACUCAAGGGUCCCAGGCAGAAAAAAAUGAGACAAUGGACAGAAAAAUGAAAGCCGCCACCUAGGUCUGUAUCUAUCGUGUACAGUAGUUUAUGUGGUCUGGCUUUACUGACUCAUAGAAUCAUAGAAUAGUAGAGUUGGAAGAGACCUCAUGGGCCAUCCAGUCCAACCCCCUGCUAAGAAGCAGGAAAUCGCAUUCUGGAAAUUCAGGAAAUUGAUUCUGGGGGCAGGUCUUUUCUCAGUAUUGCAGCCAGCUUGGAAGGGGUUUACCUGACCUUUUCCUCCUCGAGAAAAGCAUUGCAGGAUUCUGGGAUGAUCUGUGAAGGCUUUCUGAAAUGAGCACCAGCUGAGAUUUCAUGAGAAGAGGGUUCUGGAAAAGAAUAGCUCUUUUGUAGCAGAUAACAACAUAGAUUCAUAUUCUUGCCCUGGAUCUUGGCUCUGCUGCCUCUCAGAGAGAAUUCUGGACUCUGGCCUUGUUCCUAUAAUCCUGUUCUGGACUCUGUUGUACCCUAAAUGGUUGACUUUAAAUUCUGGACUGAGUGCUUGGCUUGAUUUAUGGACUUGGGCUUCAGUUUGCAUCCCUGCCUCUCUGGCUUGACUUUGGAAUUCUGACUUUGGUUUGUACUCUUGCAUUCUUGGUUGUUAUUUUAUGAACUGUGGUGACUGCAUUCCUGACAUCUGACUAUUGGACUGUGACCUUGGGAAAUAUUUGUUUAUUUGUAAAUUAUGCUUUUAAUUGUAAGCUCCUUUGGGUUUCCUUCGGGAGAGAUAAAGUGGGGUAUAUAUAAACAUAAUAAUAAUAAUAAUAAUAAUAAUAAUAAUAAUAAUAAUAAUAAUAAUAAUACCUCCUUAGAGUAAACCCCCUGUAGUAAUUGAGACUGUUCAGUCCUUACUAUUACCAUUGACGAAAUGUCCUUUAGGAUACACAGCAUCUCUCCCUAAUUGCAGAGGAUGGAAGACAAAGAUUGAUGACAUCAGCUGAUGAAGAUUCUUAAAUUUAACUAAGACAAUUUAACUAAGUUGAUGAAGGGAAAUAUUUGUUUAACUACAAGCAAGAUUGGGAACUACUAAUUUACUAGUUAUAAUAAUGAGGGGAUAUUUGUUUAUUGUGGGUUUUAGGAAUUAGUUCAAUAUAAUUAAAAAUGGAAGAGUAAAUACAGAACAGCAUUUAAAGUGAGUAAAUAGACAUAUAUAUCAGCAUGCAGUGAGAGUUUUUUAGUUUCAUUUUUCUGUUAGUUUUGUUGUUAUUGUGUAGGUCUGUGUUGUUGAGUCUUUUAUGUUUAUUAAAUGUGGUGGAGGCUCCUUCUUUGGAGGCUUUUAAGCAGAGGCUGGGUGGCCAUCUGUCAGGAGUGCUUUGAAUGUGAUUUCCUGCUUCUUAGCGGGGGGUUGGACUGGAUGGCCCAUGAGGUCGCUUCCAACUCUAGGAUUCUAUGAUUCUGUGAAAUAGUCCUUUUAAAAAAAUGCCAAUAUUGUAAUAUUGUUAAAAGAAUUAUUGGAACAAUCUAUUAAGAGUACAGAAAUAGAGGAAGUCAUUAAGAGUUUAAAAGCUGAGAAAGCUUCAGAUCUGGACAGAUUGGGAACAGAAUAUUAUAAAGGUUUUAGAGAAAUAUUGACUCCAAAAUUGUUAGAAUUGUAUAUUGAAAUAGUGUAAA
Molecule: messenger RNA, 4011 nt
Organism: Anolis carolinensis (green anole)
Lineage: Eukaryota; Metazoa; Chordata; Lepidosauria; Squamata; Anolidae
Product: zinc finger protein 135-like
Exons: 3
Coding region: 546-2210 (554 amino acids)
Biological process (GO): regulation of transcription by RNA polymerase II
Cellular component (GO): nucleus; nucleoplasm
Molecular function (GO): RNA polymerase II cis-regulatory region sequence-specific DNA binding; DNA-binding transcription repressor activity, RNA polymerase II-specific
Source: RefSeq, a predicted model, not a curated record